UUGGCACGAUGGGGAUUCAGGGACUACUCCAGUUCAUCAAGGAAGCUUCUGAACCCAUCAAUGUGAAGAAGUACAAAGGACAGACAGUUGCUGUGGAUACCUACUGCUGGCUUCACAAAGGAGCUAUCUCCUGUGCUGAAAAAUUAGCCAAAGGGGAACCUACAGAUAAGUAUGUAGGAUUUUGUAUGAAGUUUGUCAAUAUGCUGCUGUCUCAUGGGGUAAAGCCUAUUCUUGUCUUUGAUGGCUGUACCUUACCUUCUAAAAAGGAAGUGGAGAGAUCUCGAAGAGAGAGACGACAAAGCAACCUUCUUAAAGGGAAGCAGCUUCUUCGAGAGGGCAAAGUGUCAGAAGCCCGAGAAUGUUUCACCCGCUCUGUCAACAUUACCCACGCCAUGGCCCACAAAGUAAUAAAAGCUGCCCGGGCCCUGGGAGUGGACUGCCUGGUGGCUCCCUAUGAAGCGGAUGCUCAGUUGGCCUAUCUUAACAAAGCUGGAAUUGUGCAAGCUGUCAUCACAGAGGACUCCGACCUCCUGGCAUUCGGCUGUAAGAAGGUGAUUUUAAAAAUGGACCAAUUUGGAAAUGGACUGGAAGUGGAUCAGGCACGCCUGGGCAUGUGCAAGCAGCUUGGGGAUGUGUUCACGGAGGAGAAGUUCCGGUACAUGUGCAUUCUGUCAGGCUGUGAUUAUCUCUCCUCCCUUCGUGGGAUUGGCUUAGCAAAGGCCUGCAAAGUACUGAAACUGGCCAAUAACCCGGAUAUUGUCAAGGUUAUCAAGAAAAUUGGGCAUUAUCUCAAGAUGAAUAUAACGGUGCCGGAGGAUUACGUCACGGGGUUCAUCCGAGCCAACAACACUUUCCUCUACCAGCUGGUAUUCGACCCCAUCCAAAGGAAGCUGGUCCCUCUGAACACAUAUGGCGAUGACAUUAACCCAGAAACCCUGAGCUACGCCGGGCGGUAUGUCGAUGAUUCUAUAGCUCUGCAAAUAGCACUUGGAAACAAAGAUAUAGAUACCUUUGAGCAGAUUGACGACUACAGUCCAGACACUAUGCCUGUCCACUCAAGAAGUCAUAGCUGGAAUGACAAAGCGUGUCAGAAAUCACCUGUUGCCAAUAGCAUUUGGCACAGGGAUUAUUGUCCUAGACGUGAGGUGAAUGGUGUUUCCCGUGAUCCUCAGUUGAUGGAAAAUACAAGUACUGUGGGCCUUAAACAAGUGAUUAGUACUAAAGGGUUAAAUCUUCCCAGGAAGUCUUCCAUGGUGAAGAGACCAAGAAAUGAAGCUCUGUCUGAAGAUGACCUGUUGAGUCAGUAUUCGUCAUUUACAAAGAAGACCAAGAAAAAUAGCUGUGGAGAUAGCGCAGCUUCUAACUCUUCUGAAAUGGCUGCACCCCACCUGGAUGAUGGGACUGCACACAAGACAGAUGCACACACUCCAUCUAGGACAAGGAACAAAUUCGCAGUGUUUUUACAGAGGAAGAAUGAGGAGAGUGGUGCAGUUGUAGUCCCGGGGACCAGAAGCAGGUUUUUUUGCAGUUCCCCAGAUUUUGAUGACUUUGUGCCAAAAAAAAGAAGCAGUCAGCCUCUAAAUGAAACUACUGUUGAAGGCAAAGCCACUACCAGCCUCAGAGCCCCGGACUAUCCAGGCACAGACAGCCUCCGAGUCCCGGAGUGUCCAGGCACAGACAGCCUCCGAGUCCCGGAGUGUCCAGACACAGCCGGCCUCCGAGCCCCGGACUGUCCAGGCACAGAUGGCCAGAAGCUGGUUGACAUAAGUGGGACAGAGGAUCCAAGUGCUCAGAUCCCAGACAGUGUGACUGUGUCUCCUGAUGAGGAUCCUCAGUCUUCUGAGACCAGUAAAUUCACAGAGACCAUUUCCCCACCCACUCUGGGGACACUUAGAAAUUGUUUCAGUUGGGCAGGAACUCUUAAAGAUUUUUCAAAAACUGCAAGACCUUCUCCAAGCACUGUGUUGCAGAAGUUCCGAAGACAGAGUGAGCCCCCCUCCUGUCUACCAGAGACCUGUGCCAUGACUGGCACGUGUCAUUCAAAGAGUGAGAUGUCAAAUUCUAAGUCUCUGCACUUGCAUGAGGUGGACUGGUCCUCACAAUCUCUGGAAAGUAUAGACUCACAGUGCAGUUUAAAUGCAUCGAGCAUUUCCCAGCCUUCCAGUAAGGAAUCAGAUUCAGAGGAAUCGGAUUGUAACAAUAAGUCACUUGAUAUUCAAGGAAAUCAGAACUCCAAGCAACAGUUACCUCCCUUUUCAAAGAAAAACACACUUGCAAAGAACAAGGUUCCUGGGCUGUGUAGAUCUAGUUCUACAGACUCUCUUUCUACAACCAAGAUCAAGCCCCUGAUGCCUGCCAGAGUCAGUGGCCUGAGCAAGAAACUAGGAAGCAUCCAGAAGAGAAAACACCAUGAUGCCGAGAACAAGCCGGGGCUGCAGAUAAAAAUCAGCGAACUCUGGAAAAACUUCGGGUUUAAAAAAGACUCUGAAAAGCUUGCUUCCUGUAAGAAGCCCCUGUCCCCAGUCAAGGAUAACAUCCAACUCACUCCAGAGUCAGAAGACGAGCUCUUUAACAAGCCCGAGUGUGCGCGUGCUCAGAGAGCAAUAUUCCCACUGAGUGAGGGCUGCUGCCUAUAGGAAAACCUUACCGGUUCCAGAGAAUGCAUUUUGUAUAUUAAUUUUGUGACUUUCUUUGCUCAGCUUUUUAUAUUGUCAUAGAAAGCUAAAUAGAAGAAUAAAUUUGCCUUUUAUA
This is a messenger RNA of Phodopus roborovskii (desert hamster), 2751 nucleotides long. It is a transcript of the gene Exo1, whose product is annotated as exonuclease 1. Gene Ontology annotation, cellular component: nucleus. Gene Ontology annotation, biological process: mismatch repair; DNA recombination. The record is from RefSeq and is a predicted model, not a curated record. The coding region runs from base 9 to 2636 and encodes 875 amino acids. The transcript has 13 exons. Gene Ontology annotation, molecular function: 5'-flap endonuclease activity; metal ion binding; DNA binding. Lineage: Eukaryota; Metazoa; Chordata; Mammalia; Rodentia; Cricetidae.